Molecule: messenger RNA, 797 nt
Organism: Ectocarpus siliculosus
Lineage: Eukaryota; Phaeophyceae; Ectocarpales; Ectocarpaceae
Source: the annotation of a GenBank genome assembly
AUGGAAGAAGAUACCUCUUCACCCCUCGGCUUUCCUGGUCUAGCUGUCCUCGCCACCCCACCCCGCGUCCUGCCUCUCUCUCCCCUCCCUCAUCCCCACCACCCAAAGUCAACCAUGGCCACCGAGGACAAGCUGAACGACUACGACUUCACCGGCACUGACGCCGGUGCGUCGCACACCAUCCCCUCGGAAGCCGGCCAGAUCCGCAAGGGUGGCUACAUCGUCAUCAAGGGACACCCCUGCAAGGUGGUUAACGUGUCCACCUCCAAGACCGGAAAGCACGGCCACGCCAAGGCUAACUUCACGGCCACCGACAUCUUCACCGGCAAGAAGCUCGAGGACGUCAUCCCCUCCACGCACACCACCUCCGUGCCCGUGGUCAGCCGCAACGAGUACCAGCUGCUCGACAUCUCCGACGACGGGUUCUGCUCGCUCCUUACCGAGGAGGGCGACACCAAGGACGACCUGCAGCUGCCCACCUACCCCGAGGGUUUCGGAAACGAGAUCAAGGCCAAGUUCGAUGAGGGAGCGACCCUGUGCGUGACCGUGAUGGCCGCCAUGGGCCACGAGCAGAUUGUCACCUAUAAGGAGGAGUCCGGCUAAGACGUGGCUCGACUUGACUUGACGCGGUGUAACAGCUCACGAGAGAGAGAGGGAGAGGAGGAAUAAGAAAGAGACUCAACCCGGCUUUUUCGUCAACACAGGAAGGAGGACACGUUUUUAACUGGUACAUUUGCUGUUGCGGCUGCGCCAGUGCCGAUCGCAGAAAGAAAGAAAAGAGGGGAAAAAAAGGUUAA